Messenger RNA from Phragmites australis (common reed), 1791 nucleotides. RefSeq names its product polypyrimidine tract-binding protein homolog 1-like. Gene Ontology annotation, biological process: regulation of RNA splicing. The coding region runs from base 161 to 1630 and encodes 489 amino acids. Gene Ontology annotation, cellular component: nucleus. The transcript has 11 exons. Gene Ontology annotation, molecular function: mRNA binding. NCBI's taxonomy places the organism in Eukaryota, Viridiplantae, Streptophyta, Magnoliopsida, Poales, Poaceae. The record is from RefSeq and is a predicted model, not a curated record.
CUAAAUUGGAGAUGAAUGACAAUCAUCCAGCAAGUAUCCGGCACCCACACGGAACCACUAGCUCCGACGUAGCCUUCCUCCCCUUGCCAAACCCUAGCUUCGUCUCUACGACCUCACCCUUGCCUUUCCGCGAACCAGGCUACCUGUCCAAUCCGGCGAGAUGUCGUCGUCGGGCGGUGGCGGAGGGCAGCAGUUCCGGUAUGCGCAGGCACCGUCGAAGGUGCUGCACCUGCGGAACCUGCCGUGGGAGUGCGCGGAGGAGGAGCUCGUCGAGCUCUGCAAGCCCUUCGGCUGCAUCGUCAGCACUAAGUGCGGCGUCGGCGCCAACCGCAACCAGGCCUUCGUCGAGUUCACCGACAUUAAUCAAGCAAUCUCAAUGGUUUCUUACUUCGCUUCAUCUUCGGAACCAGCACAAAUCCGAGGCAAAAGUGUUUACAUUCAGUAUUCAAAUAGGCAAGAAAUAGUUAACAACAGGAGCCCCGGAGAGACUGCUGGGAAUGUGUUGCUUGUUACCAUAGAGGGUGUCCAAGCUAGUGAUGUCACCAUAGAUGUGAUCCAUAUGCAGGCCCAUGUUAACACGGAGAAAUUGUCGUUUCAGCACCUGCAAUUGGAGAGAUACCAUGUUUUCUCCACUUUUGGAUAUGUUCACAAAAUAGCCACUUUUGAAAAGGCUGCAGGUUUUCAAGCAUUGAUCCAGUACACUGAUGAAGUCACUGCUUCAGCUGCAAGAGAAGCCUUAGACGGAAGGAGCAUCCCAAGUUACUUGCUUCCGGAGCAUGUUACAUCAUGUUGCUUGCGAAUUUCUUUCUCUGCACAUAAAGAUUUGAACAUCAAAUUUCAGUCAAACCGCAGCAGAGAUUACAACAAUCCUUAUCUUCCAAUUAAUUAUUCUGCCAUGGAUGGUAGUACAUUACAGCCUGCUAUUGGUGCUGACGGAAGGAAAGUGGAGGCUGAAGGCAAUGUUCUUCUUGCAUCGAUUGAGAAUAUGCAAUAUGUUGUUACAGUGGAUGUUCUUCAUACUGUGUUCUCAUCAUUUGGUACGGUCCAGAAAAUUGCUAUUUUUGAGAAGAACGGGGCAACACAAGCAUUGAUUCAGUACCCUGAUGUAACUACAGCUGCAGUUGCGAAGGAAGCAUUGGAAGGGCAUUGCAUCUACGAUGGUGGCUACUGUAAGCUUCACCUGUCAUACUCUCGUCAUACUGAUCUGAAUGUAAAGGCACAGAGUGACAAGAGCAGGGAUUACACAAUUCCAGCAGGUGUAAUCCAAGCAAUACCACAACCACCUGGUGUAUCGGCUACAUACUCUGGGUGGCAAGGUAAUCCUCACGCAGCCAGUCCAUAUGCCCCACCCGGCGUCGUCGCUCAAGGCCACAACACCAACAGACAAGUGCAAAAUUGGAAUCAGGGCAACUCAGGGUUUCCCCCAGUCCCAGGAGCAUACCCAUGCCAGAUGUACUCAUCCCCAGUGCAGUACACAUCAUCAGGGGGCUUCCCUACCCCUCCUGCUCCGCGGCACGAGCUGCAAGCUUCGCAGCAGAUGCCUCCACCAUACCAUGGAAAUCAACAGCUCGGACCCACAGGUGCACCUGGAAUGGGCCAACCACCACCACCACCACCAUACUACCGUUAAGUUGAUUCUUAUUCCGUAAUUGUACUUGGCUGUUUGAUUGAGUUUGUUUUGGCAUCAUGUUAUACUGUGAUACCGCCAUCCCAGUUAUGUUAAAAUGGCGGUGAUAGCAGAUAGAUAUGAUGGAUGAAUACAUGACUAUGGUUUUUCCCCUUUUCUCCCCA